Messenger RNA from Teleopsis dalmanni, 207 nucleotides. Its product is annotated as single-pass membrane and coiled-coil domain-containing protein 4 homolog. NCBI's taxonomy places the organism in Eukaryota, Metazoa, Arthropoda, Insecta, Diptera, Diopsidae. The record is from RefSeq and is a predicted model, not a curated record. Bases 1 to 180 code for a protein of 59 amino acids. The transcript has a single exon.
AUGCGUCAACUUAAAGGUAAAGUCAAAGAAACUCGUAAGGAAAAGAAGGAGAGGAAACUGGAAAACUUAGCAAUACAAAGUAAAAUGAAAACUGUGGUUCUGCCGACACUGGGUGUUAUAGCUUUGCUCAUUGCGGCUUUUGUUUAUGCCAAAACUCGUCCUGUUAUAGUGGAAACAUAAGUUGUUCUGUGUUGAGUUUCUACACAU